AUGUCUUCCGAGAUCCCUACCCUCCGCUGGGGCAUUAUCGCCACUGGACUGAUUUCGUCAUGGUUCGUUGAGGAUCUGGUGCUAGAGCGCUCUGACGCGAAGGCCAAGCACAUUGUCCAAUCGAUUGGGUCAUCUUCAACAGAGAAGGGAAAGGCCUUCGUUGAGAAACACCUCCCUGGUCACAACCCGACUGUCUACGGCAGCUACACUGAGGUUUACAAUGACCCCAACGUUGACAUCGUCUACAUCGGCACGCCGCACGCUUUCCACAAACAAAACUGCCUCGAUGCUAUCAACGCCGGAAAGAACGUUCUUUGCGAAAAGGCAUUCACUAUUACUGCGAAGGAGUCACGGGAGGUCUUCGAGGCUGCGAAGAAGAAGGGUGUAUUUGUCAUGGAGGCUAUGUGGACACGGUUCUUCCCCCUGACGCGCUCUCUUCUGAACGUUCUGCACACGGAGAAGCAGAUUGGAGAUAUUCACCGCGUCUUCUGCGAUUUCGCCAUGAACAUGAACCUCGCUUCCCUCGGCCCCGACUCCCGCCUCAAGAACCCCGCCCUCGGUGCUGGAAGUCUCCUCGACAUUGGUGUAUACAGCUUGACCUUUACCAUCCUUGGAUUAGACCCCGGUGUCGGCGAGAAAGCCGAAAAGCCCAAGAUCGCUGCUACUCAGACUCUUUCCGACGAUAUCGACAUCGCUACUUCCGCCCUCCUUCUCUACCCCGGUGGGAAGCAGGGAAUUCUCACAUGCUCGACUCAGGUCAAGACUCCCCCGGCCUUCUGCAGAAUUGAGGGAAGCGAUGGCUUUGUUCUCGUUGAGGGCAUUGCUACUUCUGUUCCCGGAUCAUUCACCGUCUACUCGUCUAAGGCUUCUGGUGAGGGUUGGACUGAGUCUUCGACGCCUGGUCUCAAGGCCAAGACAUACGAGUUUGAGAGACCGGGCAAGGGCUUCUACUGGGAGGCCGAUGCCGUCGCUCUGGACAUUGCUGCAGGAAGAAAAGAAAGCGAAAUCAUGCCUUGGGCCGAGACCGUUCGUGUUAUGGAAAUCAUGGACGAGAUCAGAAAGCAGGGCGGUGCGAGGUUUCCUCAAGACAGCCAAUAG
Colletotrichum karsti is the source of this 1098-nucleotide messenger RNA. Its product is annotated as dimeric dihydrodiol. The coding region runs from base 1 to 1098 and encodes 365 amino acids. The transcript has a single exon. Gene Ontology annotation, molecular function: nucleotide binding. The record is from RefSeq and is a predicted model, not a curated record. NCBI's taxonomy places the organism in Eukaryota, Fungi, Ascomycota, Sordariomycetes, Glomerellales, Glomerellaceae.